Molecule: messenger RNA, 1490 nt
Organism: Hevea brasiliensis (rubber tree)
Lineage: Eukaryota; Viridiplantae; Streptophyta; Magnoliopsida; Malpighiales; Euphorbiaceae
Product: nicotinate-nucleotide pyrophosphorylase [carboxylating], chloroplastic-like
Exons: 10
Coding region: 98-1171 (357 amino acids)
Biological process (GO): NAD+ biosynthetic process; quinolinate catabolic process
Cellular component (GO): cytoplasm
Molecular function (GO): nicotinate-nucleotide diphosphorylase (carboxylating) activity
Source: RefSeq, a predicted model, not a curated record
UAAACUGUGAAAACCUAACUUUAUUGUUCUUUUGGUUUUAUUUUUUAUUUGUUCAGGUCAUAUUAAAGGCUCAGCUAGCUUCAGCCCGUUACAAUUUAUGUCUUCAGUCAUUUUUAAUUCUUCAUUAAAUUUGCAUCAUUUGCAUUCUUCAAGUUUGGAUCGUCACAGACGAAUUGUUAGAAUGUCUGCUGUUGAAACCAAAAAUCCCAAUACAUUGUUCCAAUCAAUGACUAUAAAGCCUCCAUCUCAUCCUACCUAUGAUUUAAAGGGCGUCAUUAAGCUAGCUCUUGCUGAAGAUUCUGGGGAUAGAGGAGACGUGACUUGUACGGCAACCAUUCCUUUUGACAUGGAAGUGGAGGCCCAUUUUUUGGCAAAAGAGGAUGGUAUCAUAGCAGGAAUUGCUUUAGCAGAGAUAAUAUUUCAUGAGGUUGAUCCCUCUCUGCAGGUGGAAUGGUCUCGGCAGGACGGUGAUUAUGUUCAUAAAGGACUGCAAUUUGGAAAAGUCUCUGGACGAGCACACAAUAUUGUUGUAGCAGAAAGGGUGGCAUUGAAUUUUAUGCAGAGGAUGAGUGGAAUAGCAACACUAACUAAGGCAAUGGCAGAUGCUGCAAGCCCUGCAUUUAUUUUAGAGACUCGAAAAACAGCUCCAGUUCUACGUUUGAUUGAUAAGUGGGCGGUGCUAAUUGGUGGAGGUAGAAAUCAUAGAAUGGGUUUAUUCGAUAUGGUAAUGAUAAAAGAUAAUCAUAUAUCAAUAGCAGGGGGUAUCAUAAAUGCCAUUAAAUCUGUUGAUCAGUAUUUAGAGCAAAAGAACCUUCAAAUGGAGGUUGAGGUUGAGACCAGAACACUUGAGGAAGUAAAUGAGGUGUUACAGUAUACAUCACACACACAGACUUCCUUGACCCGGAUAAUGUUGGAUAAUAUGGUUAUACCACUGCCAAAUGGAGAUGUUGAUGUAUCUAUGCUUAAAAAUGCUGUGGAAUUGAUCAAUGGAAGAUUUGAGACUGAGGCAUCAGGCAAUGUUACUCUUGAAACAGUGAGCAAAAUUGGACAGACUGGUGUAACAUACAUUUCUAGUGGUGCACUGACACAUUCUGUAAAAGCUCUUGACAUCUCUCUCAAAAUCGAUACAGAGUUGGCGCUUGAAGUUGGAAGGCGCACAAAACGAGCAUAAUCAUAAUUUUCUUCUCAUUUUCUUUUGUUUAUGCAGUAAGUCAACACUGUUAAACUCUCAGCUAGGUCAGAAUAAGAAGAGAGAGAGCAGUCUUUUCCCCUCGUUGUGUUUUUUUAACCAAAAGCUUUGGUUUUUAGUGGUUUAAGGAAAUCAUUGUAAGAUGAUAUAAAAGACUGAAGAGAAUGGCAAGUUUCUUUCAUUCUGUUUGCAGCUGAUUUUCUUCACAUUACUGGUAUUGAUUCCGGAGUACUUGUGAAUACUGGAGUCAUCGGUCUAACAGUUGGCAUUAUAGUUAUAGCCGGAUGGCAAUGGGUAGCUA